Molecule: messenger RNA, 1059 nt
Organism: Arabis nemorensis
Lineage: Eukaryota; Viridiplantae; Streptophyta; Magnoliopsida; Brassicales; Brassicaceae
Source: the annotation of a GenBank genome assembly
AUGAAGCUUGGUAUAGCUUUGAUAACAUUGCAAUUCUGUUUUGCAGGUUUCCACAUUGUCUCAAGAGUUGCACUUAACAUUGGUGUUAGUAAAGUUGUGUAUCCUGUUUACAGGAACAUUCUUGCUCUUCUUCUCAUUGGUCCUUUCGCUUACUUCUUGGAGAAGAAAGAAAGGCCUCCUCUCACAAUCUCAUUACUGGUUCAGUUCUUUUUCUUAGCACUCAUAGGAAUCACAGCAAACCAAGGAUUCUACCUAUUAGGACUCUACAAUUCAACUCCAACGUUUGCUUCAGCAAUGCAAAACUCUGUUCCUGCAAUCACUUUCAUUAUGGCUUGUGCCCUAAGGAUCGAGCACAUCAAUCUUGUUCGAACUCACGGUGUGGCCAAAGUGUUAGGGACCAUAGUGAGCAUAGGUGGAGCCACAACCAUCACAUUGUACAGAGGAUUCCCACUCUUUCAAAGAAGCCUUACCAAUUCUCAUGACAAUAUCAAAUCGAUUAACAAAUCGCAGAACUGGACACUAGGAUGCUUAUACCUUAUGGGACAUUGCUUGUCAUGGGCUGGUUGGAUGGUUCUUCAAGCUCCUGUUCUAAAGAAGUACCCAGCAAAACUGACCUUGACAUCAUUCACAUGUUUCUUUGGUCUGAUUCAGUUUCUGAUCAUUGCUCUGUUUGUGGAAACUGAUCCCAACAAAUGGAUCAUUGUCUCUUGGGAAGAACUCUUCACCAUCCUUUACGCAGGAAUAGUGGCUUCAGGUGUGGUGGUUUAUCUUCAGACAUGGUGUAUUCAUAAAGGCGGUCCUGUCUUUGUAGCUGUCUUUCAGCCACUUCAGACACUUCUUGUCGCUGCCAUGGCUUUUCUUCUCCUCGGUGAUCAAUUAUACUCUGGAAGCAUUAUUGGUGCAGUGUUCAUAAUGUUGGGGCUUUACUUAGUUCUUUGGGGUAAAACCAAAGAGAGAAGAGAAAUUAAUGAAGAACAUGAGUCACUGACUAGACAUCUUCUUGGUGAUGAAACUAAAGAAACUCAACACAACAACAAGGAUAGUGAAUAUGCAGUUUAA